This is a messenger RNA of Lichtheimia ornata, 3540 nucleotides long. RefSeq lists its product as uncharacterized. Gene Ontology annotation, molecular function: DNA binding. The record is from RefSeq and is a predicted model, not a curated record. The transcript has 3 exons. The coding region runs from base 1 to 3540 and encodes 1179 amino acids. Gene Ontology annotation, biological process: DNA recombination; DNA integration. NCBI's taxonomy places the organism in Eukaryota, Fungi, Mucoromycota, Mucoromycetes, Mucorales, Lichtheimiaceae.
AUGUCUCAUGAUCAACAAGAAACACCUCCUGCUUGGGCCAUGGCCCUUAUUGAAAGGCUUCAGGCGUUGGAGUCUCAACAACAACAACAUCAACAACAACAACCUGGCUCAAUGGCAGACGAAUCCAUGGAUGACCAAAUCAAUGAUCCUUUCAUAUCCACUCGUUCACCCGAAACGGAUCUUCAUCUAUAUCCAGAGUUCAAAGCUGCCUUACCAGGUGUUGACCAAGACUUUUUUCGCCGUCCAUUACCAGAAGCAGAACGCAGGCGCUUUUUGGCCGAUUGUCCACGCAACUUGGCACGAGAAUACAUGCCUCCGAUUCUCAACGAUAUUCCGGUUAGCCGAGACACCAAACGCGUUGACAGCCAAUUGGCUGAUAUCCAAUUCCGUCUUUCGGGAAUCACACGGCCUUUGGAUUUAUUCCUGCAUCGGACUCUUCAACAGGGUCCCCCAUCACGUGAAGCUGUCAUUGAGUUUGUCAACGUCGUACAUGAAUUGUUGGUUGACACGGCCUCUCACAUCAGCCAACAACGGAUCAACAACAUGUAUCGACACACUCAAGGCAAAGGUCAAGCACCCCGUGUGGCACCCACGUCUUCUCCCACUCCUUUAUUGGACCCCAAAACUUUGGUGGAUCAUGUUUCAUUGGCUAAAGCAGUCUACCAAGCCGGUAACCGUAAUGGACGAUUUUCAGCAACGUUCCCGCAAUCGAGACCACAAAGGGAAAAAUCGGGAUUCAAGCCAACAAUAGGUGGCAGUCUACAACACUUCGCUGCUGCUUGGCUACAUCUCACCAACGACACUUGGCUCCAAGACGUUAUCCAACUUGGUUUCAAGAUUCCCUUUACAAGACCUCCUCCUCUUACCUCGCAAGUGGUUCAACCCACCUUUUCGCUUCAAGAACAACGUUUCAUCGAUAUGGAAAUUCAAGCUCUUCUCAACAAGAAUGCUAUCGAAUUUGUUCCAAGAGAUUCUAUUGGCUUUCGUUCCCGGCUCUUUACCAUUCCCAAGAAGACCGGAGAUCGGAGACCAGUACUCAACCUCAAACCUCUCAACCAAUUUGUGCAACACCGCCACUUCAAGAUGGAAACAAUGAAGCAAGUGUGCACGUUGAUUCGACAAGGCGAUUACCUUACAAGUAUCGACCUCACAGAUGCAUUUCUACACGUCCUCAUUCAUCCAUCUUCUCGUCGCUAUCUCCAAUUCGUAUGGAAAAAUCAACUCCUCCAAUGGCGCACUCUUCCAUUCGGGUUGGCUUUAAGCCCAUACGUAUUCACCAAGGUGCUUCGUCCAGUUCUUCGUUGGGCACGUCGCAAGGGUAUUCGGAUCACCGCUUACCUAGACGAUUUGUUGAUCAUCGCCAAGGACUACACCACUUCUCAGCUUCACACUCAAAUGGUCCAACACAAGCUUCUCGACUUGGGUUUCAACAUCAAGAUGUCAAAGUCUUCUCUAAUUCCAUCUCAGCAGCUGGAACAUCUGGGGUUUCUCAUCGACACACAAAUGAUGCAACUUCAGGUUCCGGUUGCCAAGAUUCGGGAUUUACGUCGAGAAGCUUCUCGUCUUUUGAACAAGACCACAUGUCCCAUCAAGCAAAUAGCAUCCUUCAUUGGCAAGGCACAAAGUCUUUUGAUGGCGGUAUUUCCAGCACGGCUCAAGACUCGACACCUAUUGGCGUUGAAAAAUCGUACCAUUCGUCACCUCAAGGCAUGGGACAAGGUAGUGGAGCUUCCUCUUCAAGCAAGGCAGGAACUGGAAUGGUGGCGCGACAACCUGAGGACAUGGAAUGGGAAAAGCUUUCUUCCACAACUUCCGGAAGCGGAACUUUACACAGAUGCUUCCGAUCUUGGUUGGGGCAUUGUGUCACAAAACCGCACGUGGCAAGGACAAUGGAACAUCAAGGACCAACAGCAGCACAUCAAUUGGAAGGAAUUGAUGGUCAUAUGGAAAGCGAUUCAUCUUCCCAAUUUUCAAGGCAAGUGCCUUCAGAUUUAUUGCGACAAUAUGACGACGAUUGCAUACGUGAACAAAUUUGGGGGCACUCGUUCACCGCUUUUGAUGGAUUUAGCCAACGACAUUUGGAAUUAUUGUCUCACGACCAACACACGUCUACAACUUCGCUACAUCCCAUCAGCCUUCAAUCCAGCGGACUCACCAUCUCGACGUCUACAGCAUCAAAUCGAAUGGAAGAUUGCUCCUCAAUUUUUCCAACAUUUGAACCAGCUUUGGGGACCUCAUCACGUGGAUCUAUUUGCCUCUCACCUCAAUCAUCAACUUCCCAAGUCGGCUCUACAUUUGUCCUCCGUGGAAUCUUCUUCCUCUGAUCAUACAACGGCUUCAGGAUCUACACCUACCAGCAACCUUAAUCACACCAUGGUGGCCGUCAGCAAUAUGGUUCCCCACACUUCAAGCAAUAACAACACGUCGUCCUCUCAAGAUUCCUCGCUCAGCAGUGGUGUCACCACCAGGUCUAGAAGCAAACGUCUUGCACAAGAAUCCUCAUUGGAGUUUGACGGCUUGGCACGUAAACGGCAACGCUUAACCGAUAUGGGAGCUUCUUCAGCAGCUCAACGUAUUAUCAUGAACCCGGUGUCUAUCAAGCGUCACAAGAAGUAUUCUUUCGUUCAAAAACGUUUUAUCCAAUGGUGCGAACAACAAGACCUUGACCCCUUUCAACCUUCAACAAGCAACCUCAUCAACUUUUUGGCGGCCGGUCAUCAAGAACGUCAAUGGCAACCUAAUACCAUUUUGUCGUAUCGCACGGCACUUUUACAGCUUUUUGAUGACCCAUCCAUUGUUACUCGCGAUCCUAUUUACCUGGCAUUUUGCCAAGGUGUGAACGAACAAGUCAUCAAGUCAGCUCAGCACACUCAAGUCAACAUUGAUCCCGUUUUACAACACUUUCACCAGCUGGGCUCUAAUAUGGAUAUGCCAAUGAUCGAUCUCACAGCCAAACUUUGUUGGCUACUAGGCAUUUGUGGUUUCCUUCGCCCGGCUGAUAUUGAACGUAUCGAUCUUGAUCUCUGUUCAUUUUCCGAAUCAUCUACCACUAUCACUUUGCAAAUCAAGGGCCCAAAGGAACGACGUCAUGGAUCUCGAAUCACACGUUCGGUUGUCAUCAACCAACAUCCAUCACCUCUUCUUUGUCCUGUUCGCGCUUUUCACGCCUAUCAUCAACGCAUGGCUCAUAUCCCUUGUCGCCGGACCCAUCCUGUGAUCCCUGGUGCUACUCUCAAUGCUCUCAUUCGGCGUCACAACAAUCCUCAUCACGCCAUUACCGCACAACGCAUUGGCAAGCACAUACGCAAGGUCAUGGAUCUUCUCCCUCAAUCGACCAAUGUCAAGGCUCGAGCUUUGGGUGCCACAAGAGCUCUUCAAGCAGGUGCUACGGUGGAUGAUGUCAUUUGUCAUGGUGGAUGGUCUUCACGGGAGAUCUUCGAAACCUUCUAUCGCAUCAACAAGGAGACACACUCUCAAGUUUCGGAUUUGGCUUUGGGUUCUUCGUCCACUGAGGUGUCCGAUUCUCUGGAGUCACAAUGA